Molecule: messenger RNA, 2416 nt
Organism: Oryza brachyantha (malo sina)
Lineage: Eukaryota; Viridiplantae; Streptophyta; Magnoliopsida; Poales; Poaceae
Product: anthranilate synthase alpha subunit 2, chloroplastic
Exons: 10
Coding region: 332-2140 (602 amino acids)
Biological process (GO): L-tryptophan biosynthetic process
Molecular function (GO): anthranilate synthase activity
Source: RefSeq, a predicted model, not a curated record
UGACAUCAGAUCUGUGCCCACGAUGUAUACGCUAGAUAGAGUAAAAUUUUAGCCAUUUCUUAAGCCGCGCACGAUUGGCUCCCCCACAUCGACGAAGACUAAAACCCAGCUUGCCAAAGCCGCCGCCAGCCCCAAAUCCCCCAGCCUUCCUCGCGACGGGAGAAGAAAAAUCCCACUCUGCUGCGGUAUUAGUACAAUCUGAUUGCCACUUCCGCCUGUCUUAAUCCUACCAUUUCGCUGAAUCCUCCUUUAUAAAUACGCGCUCUCCCCGUUUCGCGUGCUCCAAAUCGUAGUGGGGGGAAGUGGAGUUGAGUUGUGCAAGUCUACCGCAAUGGAGUCCAUCGCCGCCGCCACGUUCGCGCCCUCGCGCCUCGCCGCCCGCCCCGCCACGGCGGCGGCCCCGGUUAGAGCGAGGGCAGCGGUGACGGCAGGAGGGAGGAGGAGGAGGAGGUGCGGCGGCGUGAGGUGCUCCGCCGGGAAGCCGCAGGCGAGCGCGGUGAUCAAUGGGAGCGCGGCGGCGCGGGCGGCGGAGGAGGACAGGAGGCGCUUCUUCGAGGCGGCGGAGCGGGGGAGCGGGAAGGGCAACCUGGUGCCCAUGUGGGAGUGCAUCGUGUCGGACCACCUCACCCCGGUGCUCGCCUACCGCUGCCUCGUCCCCGAGGACAAUAUGGAUACCCCCAGCUUCCUCUUCGAGUCCGUCGAGCAGGGCCCCGAGGGCACCACCAACGUCGGUCGCUAUAGCAUGGUGGGAGCCCACCCAGUGAUGGAGAUUGUGGCAAAGGAGAACAAGGUCACAAUCAUGGACCACGAGAAGGGCAAGGUGACGGAGCAGGUCGUGGAUGAUCCUAUGCAGAUCCCCAGGAGCAUGAUGGAAGGAUGGCACCCACAGCAGAUCGACCAGCUUCCCGAUUCCUUCACCGGUGGAUGGGUUGGGUUCUUUUCCUAUGAUACGGUCCGUUAUGUCGAAAAGAAGAAGCUACCCUUCUCCGGUGCUCCCCAGGACGACAGGAAUCUUCCUGAUGUUCACCUCGGGCUUUAUGAUGACGUUCUCGUCUUUGACAAUGUGGAGAAGAAAGUAUAUGUCAUCCAUUGGGUUAAUCUUGAUCGGCAUGCAUCCACCGAGGAUGCAUACCAAGAUGGCAGGUCCAGGCUGAACCUGUUCCUAUCUAAAGUGCACAAUUCAAAUGUACCCAAGCUUUCUCCAGGAUUUGUGAAGCUACACACUCGGCAGUUUGGUACACCUUUGAACAAAUCAACCAUGACAAGUGAUGAGUACAAGAAUGCUGUUAUGCAGGCUAAGGAGCAUAUUAUGGCUGGUGAUAUUUUCCAAAUUGUUUUAAGCCAGAGGUUUGAGAGGCGAACAUAUGCCAAUCCAUUUGAAGUAUAUCGAGCUUUACGAAUUGUGAACCCAAGUCCAUACAUGGCAUAUGUACAGGCAAGAGGCUGUGUCCUGGUAGCAUCAAGUCCAGAAAUUCUUACUCGUGUCAGGAAGGGUAAGAUUAUUAACAGGCCACUUGCUGGGACUGUUCGAAGGGGCAAGACAGAGAAGGAAGAUGAAAUGCAAGAGAAGCAACUAUUAAGUGAUGAAAAACAGUGUGCCGAACACAUUAUGCUUGUAGAUUUGGGAAGGAAUGAUGUUGGAAAGGUCUCCAAACCUGGAUCUGUGAAGGUGGAGAAAUUAAUGAACAUUGAACGCUACUCCCAUGUCAUGCACAUCAGUUCAACGGUAAGUGGAGAGUUGGAUGACCAUCUCCAAAGUUGGGAUGCCCUGCGAGCUGCGUUGCCGGUUGGGACAGUUAGUGGAGCACCAAAGGUGAAAGCCAUGGAGCUGAUAGAUGAGCUAGAGGUCACAAGACGAGGGCCAUACAGUGGCGGCCUAGGAGGAAUAUCAUUUGACGGAGACAUGCUUAUCGCCCUCGCACUCCGCACCAUUGUAUUCUCAACAGCGCCAAGCCACAACACGAUGUACUCAUACAAAGACACCGAGAGGCGCCGGGAGUGGGUCGCUCACCUUCAGGCUGGUGCUGGCAUUGUUGCUGAUAGCAGCCCAGAUGACGAGCAACGUGAAUGCGAGAACAAGGCAGCAGCUCUGGCUAGAGCUAUCGAUCUUGCCGAGUCAGCUUUCGUAGACAAAGAGUAGUCUCUCACGAGAGUUGUUUUUGUUCUUAUUAGUCGUGGUUCUUCUCGCUGCAUUUUACCAAAGUCUUCAGUGAGUUUAGAGAAGCAAUAAGCCUACCCUGUUCUGUGAUCGAAUAAACUGGAGGUCAUGUCGUGAGCUAAAGCUCUGUGCCAUUUGAAAGGUAUAUGCUUUUAGAUUGUUUUUGCUAGGUGGAGGCAUGUAUAGUGCACCCUCUGGAUAAAGUAAGCAGUCUCAACAGGGGUAUUGUCGGUGCAUAGUUAAGCUGGUUCUUCUCCA